Molecule: messenger RNA, 836 nt
Organism: Pelagomonas calceolata
Lineage: Eukaryota; Pelagophyceae; Pelagomonadales; Pelagomonadaceae
Source: the annotation of a GenBank genome assembly
GGUCCUAGUAGCUCUAUCCCUAGCUUGGCUUUGCGGGCUUAAGCUUAGGAGAGGCACAGCGGUGCGCUCCUACUGUUUAUGCGCCUGGGAGCAAGUGUUGCAUCGCUGUUGCAUUGCUGAGAUAGCUGUGGAUCGCAAGUUGCUCUGGCAUUGCUGCAGGACACUGACUGCAGACAGGCUGUCUGCAGGACACACUGCAGACAGCUGUGCACACGAUGGCGGUCGGGACGCGCGCCCGCGAGAAGAAUGGUGAAGAGUGGCGCCGCCAGGUCGGCUGGCUCUACCCGGCGCGGGACAUCCACCGGAGAUUUGAAAGAAGCCCGCGCGAGCGGGAGGGCAAGCCGCUCGCGUGGUGGCGCCUCGUCGGGCCCGAGACGCGCUGCCCGCUGCGCUGGCGGCGGGACCUGAAAACGGUGAGUGUCUACGCGCUGUCCUCGCUGACUUUUGGGCUGUGCGGCCUCGCCGCAUUUUAUACCUUCGGCGCGCCGCGCUUUGACAUGUUGUUGUUGUGCGCCGUGGCAGUGACGAGCUGGCAGGCCGACGUGACGUACCUGGGCAUCGAUCAUGGGUGGAGGACGCUCGACACGGUGCUUGCCGUCAUGUUGGUAAUGCGGUACGUGGCCCUUGCGUUAAGGCGCCUCGCCCUCGCGUCCUGGGCGCACGGCGCCGCGUUCCCGCCCUUCGUCCUCUCGCUCCUGUGCUUCCUGCGGUCGCAGCGAUCGAAUAAUUUCAAGACGCGCGCGCGGCUCCAGGCGUGCUGGCACUUCGCGCUCCAGGCGAGCCUGUUGUUGUUGCUGCGGGCCGAGGAGUCGUUUGUCACUUAAGCCAGUUGUUUG